CAGCUAAAUGUUUAGCGUUGUUGUAAAGCGCUAGCCCAGCUGCUGCCUCACCUCGUUUCUGCUUCACCACUUGAACAUUCUGUUACUAAACUCCAAUCAAAAGGAUAAUCAGCAUGAAUCAGGAAAAACUCGCCAAACUUCAGGCUCAAGUGCGGAUAGGAGGAAAGGGAACAGCCCGCAGAAAGAAGAAGGUGGUUCACAAAACGGCAACAGCAGAUGACAAAAAACUCCAGGGCUCAUUGAAGAAACUGGCAGUGAACAACAUCGCAGGAAUAGAGGAGGUGAACAUGAUUAAAGAUGAUGGCACGGUGAUCCACUUCAACAACCCCAAAGUGCAGGCGUCUCUGUCCGCUAACACUUUCGCCAUCACUGGCCACGCUGAGACAAAGCAGCUGACGGAGAUGCUCCCCGGAAUCCUAAGCCAGCUCGGGGCCGACAGCCUCUCAAGCCUGCGCAAACUGGCAGAGAGCUUCCCACGGCAAGCCAUGGACAUGAAGGCGGUUAAGGAACAGAUCAUAGAAGAGGAUGAGGACGAUGUACCAGAUCUCGUGGAGAACUUUGAUGAAGCCUCUAAGAAUGAAGCCAACUGAUGUUUCUUUCUUGACCCUCUGAAUUCGUUGCUCAGUCGGACUCACACUAACGGCAUUUUCUCCCACGGGGGAAAAAAAACAACAACAGAAGCAGCAGUCCUUAAAGGUGCAGUGCACUUUCCUCUGGACGUGACUCACUUUGGCCAAAUCCCUUUUCAUUUCUGCUGCUCCGUGGACAUAUCACUCAGAGACUAUAUUUUAUCACUAUAUUAAAGGAAGGUCCAGAUUUACAAUAGCAGUUUUCAAAUGUUUGGACACCAUUUUCUAAUCUAUGAAAAAAUCUAACUUUUAAUUUGAAAUGCUGACUCAAAAUAUGUAAAAUGACUACUUAAGAACAAAAAGCAAUGACUGAAACAGGACUGAAUCGGGAUCAAACCAGGUUUAAGCCAGGUCUAAACCAAGAACUUGGACUGAAACAAUAUUUAACAGUAGUCUCCAAAAAUCUAAUAUCUAGAGAAGAAAAAUGGAAUUGAAAAUUGCCUGCGAAAAAUUCCCAGAAGUGUCUAAACUUUUGAUUUGUACUGCUUCUUCUAUAAAGGAAUGCAUUGUUUUCAGUAUAAUCCACAUAAAUACCACAAUAGUUUAAAUUACUGGACCAGUUACCCGUUCUGUAGAUCACUCCAUGCAUUUUACAUUACAAGAUUACUACAAGAUAUUAAAUGAAAACUUGAGAAAUCAUAAUAAUAUGGGUGAAAUAAAGCAUUUUGAGCUAAUAAGAAUUUUAAGAUUUUUUUUCCUGAAUGAUUUAAAAGAACAAGUAAUCUACCAUCUACAGUAUUGAAGUAAUGGGCAAGGUCUUUUUACGUCACAUAUUUGUACUUGAUGCUUGUUUAUAAAUAGAAUAAACACACGUAGCCUCUAAUGUUG
Molecule: messenger RNA, 1457 nt
Organism: Periophthalmus magnuspinnatus
Lineage: Eukaryota; Metazoa; Chordata; Actinopteri; Gobiiformes; Gobiidae
Product: transcription factor BTF3 homolog 4-like
Exons: 6
Coding region: 114-590 (158 amino acids)
Source: RefSeq, a predicted model, not a curated record